AUGACAAGGUUUUGCGGCUAUUUUGGUCAAUUCAAUCGACAGAAUGGAGCUGCCAAUCCAUUUGGUCCUGCCCGCUGGAGGUGGGUUCAUUAUGAGCGUAACCUUUGUGCGGAAGAGAAGAAUGAGAAGAAGAAGAAGAAGAGAUUUUGUAACUGUAUCUUCUCAGGCAGCCCUCGUGUGUCUGUGUACACAGUCAAGCCGACUGUCUGGUCGUCCUCUCUAUCGCAACUGGUGUCUGUGAUUAACCACGGCCAGGCUCACAUCGCGCAUUACAGUCGUGCAGGCAGCACUUCCGACCCCCAGAAGGACCACAUCAACCCUCGGCAAAUAGGCUUGCGUGUACUCUUAGCGAGCCAAGUGUCAAGUGGCGCAGAACGUCUGCAUUUGUGGGGAACAGGUGGCGGUUUUUGCAGCGAUGAUGGCAUUUGUGGACAGGCUACUUCUGUUAACACUAAAGUUAUGGCCCUCGUGACAGAAAAGCGUGGAGAGAAGGAAAAGAGGUGGUCUUUUGCGUGCGGACUGUGCGCUAUAAGAUGCCGAAAUAGGCGUCAUAGACAAUCUACUGCUGGAUAUAUCCAUAAUAACUUGAGAAUUAACGCUAACAACAAUUUGCUCCAAUCACCUCAACUAGGUAAAUCGAAGGUAUGA
Protopolystoma xenopodis is the source of this 648-nucleotide messenger RNA. The record is from the annotation of a GenBank genome assembly. Lineage: Eukaryota; Metazoa; Platyhelminthes; Monogenea; Polystomatidea; Polystomatidae.